AUGAGGGGCGUAUGGCUCCUGAGUUUCCCCCUCUUGAGUUCUGGCCAAGACAACACCGCUACUACGGAUUUCUGCAUCUAUCAAGAGACUCCGGAAGACACGCCUGAAUCAAGAAACAUGAAAAAAACCAUUGAAGAUUAUUUCGGCGCCAAUUAUUCGGCCGUGUGUGAUUGGAGGAACUACGUAAUUGAGACUCAGAACUCGUCCGAGACAAACUCUUCGGGAUCAGUCUCAGAAAAAACGGAUAAAUUCAAGUCUUUCGAAAUCGAUGAAAGUCCAGACAAGUACAGAUUCAACAUCAGCAGCCGUGAAGAAUUCAAGGGCUAUGGUUACUGUUACUAUUCUCACGUUUCAUGUCCGCUGGAUAAAUCCGACAACAAGCAUCUCACACACGUUAAGUGCCAAGGAUCUUUAUGCAAUCAAAAGUCAAAAAUAGAGGCAUUUUUUCAAAUGGAAGAAAGCGAAGCUUACGAAUUUCUAAAAGAAAAGGGUGUCAGAUGCCAGGAUCACAUGGAAGAUACACUUUCGAACCGUUGCUAUUUCUGCAAUCAAACGCAUCGUGCUGAAUUGGUGGCAGGAAUGGAUCCACUAAUCGAGGAGUGCAAACAAUUCUACGAGGAGUAUAACAUCACUAAUCCUUCUGAACACACGCUCACUUAUGUUAUAAUAGUGCUCUUGCUGGUGAUUUGCGUGGCUAUCUACUUUUCGCACAUGUUUUUCUUGCGGCAAAAAUACCCUGAGCAAGCAACCGAGGAGGAAAACCAAAUGGACGACUUGGAAUCGCAGCCCUUGGUCACUGAUGAAGCCAAGGCGUACAUUGAAGGGGAUUAUGCUCCCGUCAAUGGCGACCUCUUCCCAGGCUAUUUGGAGAUCGACCCGACGAGUAAAACACGUAACUUCCGAGUAUCAGCGGAGAAACUAGGCGACAAGCUCAAAUUUAUGCACAGUCUCGUCGAAGCCCAAAAGAUACAGAAGGUUGCUUUUUUUUCCUCUUGGAUGUUUUCCGAAGAUGAAAAAUACUUCUACAUGACUGCUUUUAAAAACCUAAUGCCAUCGACACAGCUGGUCUCGCUACAGUGUAAGUUGCGUAGUCUUCAGUUUAUAAUCAACGCACGGGAAGCACGUGACCCAGUGCAAGUUGUUUCGAUGGCGCGAGCGUUGACCUCGAAGCUGGCGACUGGUUCCCUCAAUUCCUAUUUCGCGAAGCUGCAAAAGCUCUGCCGCACAAAUGACGUCAAGUCCGGAGUGGACACCAUCUUCGAAAUCUCACCCAAGAGCGUUCUUUUCGAAGUAACGCCGUCGGGCUUCAUCAACAGCAAUGUCCUUGAGCUGAUCUUGACGCCCUUCAAAGAUGAUGAACCAUCGCUCUACGGGAAAUCAUACGACAUCUCAUCUCCACACAUUUACGUGAAUAAGCAUUUGAUUGCUUCGUGUAAGGACGGGGAGGAGCAUUUUGGCUAUCAGCUCAAGAAUAUAAUUGGACUGAUAAUGCAACUUAUGCUCGGGAGAAAUAGCGAAAUUCUGUACAAGCGGCACCCCUUCGUGAGUCUGAUGAAUCGUCUCAAUCCCUCGCGUCAAUCAAGUGGGCUUGGACUUUCUGCUGGCGAGUCCUCCUCAGACUCCUCAGCACCGGACGUAUCUGAAGACCAAGGCGGCAAUCACCAGCUUUGCACCUUCUCCGAUAUACUGAACAGAACGUGCGAGUUCCGACAAGUCGAAGAGCUUGGCCUCGCUGAGUACUUCUGUUACAUCGAAGAAGCCCAACCGUUGGCCGAAGACACUGAAAAAGGCCUUAUGGGACAUGCGGCGCGCGUGCGACCAAAAUACACACACAACUUCGAAGAGCUUCGCAACCAAGUCAGCUGGGAGUUGGCUGACGAUCUCAUGGAUCUGGACAAGCGAUUAUGGGAACAUUCCUUACUUUGGGGUCCGCUCAACGAAUGGCUCAAGAGCCUAGUAAUAAACCACCUACAGCCAUCCGAAUCAUAA
This is a messenger RNA of Oikopleura dioica, 1989 nucleotides long. NCBI's taxonomy places the organism in Eukaryota, Metazoa, Chordata, Appendicularia, Copelata, Oikopleuridae. The record is from the annotation of a GenBank genome assembly.